CAUCAUUCGGAGCUGUCCCAAGGAACGUAUUUGAUUUUUUUUUUUUAAUUUUAUUUUUCAUUUUUAUUUUAUUUCCAAUCAGUAUUUAUUUCCCAGGCCUUGCGAGGAAAGGAAAAUUAUACGACUGGGCCUAAUUACUUACACCCUCCUCUAUCCAUCACCCCCGCCCUCCAUAAAGCGGCCACCGCGGGGGGUCUUGUACAAAGGAAGCCGCUCUUCACUCUCUUCCGAUUCUCGUUGCUGCUCACUUGGAAUCUGCAGGAACAAUGUCCAGGCCGGUCAGGAACAGAAAAGUCGUUGAUUACUCUCAGUUUCAAGAUUCAGACGAUGAAGACUAUGGAAGAGAUUCUGCUCCACCUUCAAAAAAGGCACGUGCAUCUUCUAGAGAAGUGAAGGAAAAAAGGUCUGGGAAAAAUUCACAAGAAGACAGUGAGGAAUCUGAUGAAAAGGAUACAAAGAAACCAAAAAAGGAAGGAGACUCUGCAGAAGAAGACUUUGGCAGUGAAGAUGACUUGGCAGAGGGAGAUGGAAAAGCAGAUAGUGACUAUGAAAGUCCAAAGCGUAGUAAAAAAGGCAAAAAACCUACCCCUGACAAGAAGAGAGCCUCCAAGCAAAGGAAAAGAUCUGCACCAGAUGACAGUGAUGAUGAAAAGCAACGUAAAAAUGUGAGACAGCAGAGGCAAGCAGCAUCUAAAGCGGCUUCUAAACAAAGGGAGAUGUUAAUGGGUGAUGGAGGCAGUGAGGAUGAAGAGCAGGAGGAAGAAGAUGAAGCACAGUUCCUGGAAAAGGAUUCUGGGAGUGAUGAAGAUUUCAUGGUAGAAGAUGAUGAUGACAGUGAUUAUGGCCGCUCCAAGAAGAAGAAAAAGAUUGUUAAAAAAUCUAAACCAGAAAGGAAAGAAAAGAGGGUACCUAAGCCCAGACUAAAAGCUACAGUAACACCCAGUCCCGUAAAGGCCAAAGGAAAAAGUCGCCCUGCUGCUUCAAAGGCUCCUAAGGAAAAAUCUUUAUCUCCCAAAGCAGAGGAUGAGGAAGAGGAGGAUGAUGAGCCAGUGACGCCACCACCAGAGAAGAAGUCUACCAGUCCACAACAGGAAAAAUCUGGAGAUGAUGUGUCUGAUGAAGAAGCUCAGUCCACUGAGGACUAGCACCUUUCAGGGUGUGUGGGGGGGACUUGGGGUGAGGGUGAUUGUUGGGGAAAUUUUAUUAAAAAAUACAAGUUAAAAAAGAAAAAAAAGCCGGUUGGGUUAAGAUCAUGACUUGGGCUAUUGCUUGACUCAUGCACCUCCAAUGCUGUCUUUCAUUUCUGUUUUAAGAGUUACUUGCAGUUUCUUUUUUUUAAAUAUUAUUUUAACCAGCAAAAGGUGAAACAUUUUUGCCAUUUUUGGGAUUAUUGAUCAUUGUUCCCAUUACCUGUCUGAAAUAAAGCCAUGCACAUUUUUAAUAAGUUGCAUUGCUGAGAUGUGUUUGGUGGGGGGAGGGGAUGGCAAAUGGAUUUUAUUUGGCUUAUUUUAUUUUUUUGUAAAAUGUUUUCGUUAACCUAAAAAAAUGAAAUUACCUCUUCUAUUCGUUAGACCCUCAGCAGCUGUUUGUUCUUGUUCCUACUGCCACUGCUGUCUAAUUUCCUAUGCACCAGUUUACUCACAAAUGAUCUUUAAUCCCAUGACACUAAUGGAUGAUUCAUUUGAAUAUUUUAUUUCUAAGUGCAUCUUCUUUUGUUUGUUUAAGGAGUAUAAUGGAUUCUGUAUGGUAUGUAUUCUUGCAUUUUAUCACACUUUUGCCACUAGCCAAAUCUCCGAUCUUUCAGCCAAAUAUUGUAUGGUCCAAUGUAUUUUUGUUUUGGCUGUGACCUGUUCUCUGCUGCAUUCUUCGUUACAUUGUGGCAGUAAUGUAAGAUAUAAUCCUAUACUCGUUAGGGUUAUUACGGUUCAGCAGCAGUUGGGUGUUCAGUUCAGACUUCUUUUGUUUGGUCCAAACCUCCCAUACCACUUCCCAUUGCCUUUAAAGGAAACAGCCUGACACUGCUAGUACAGGCAGCUAGAAAUUCAGCUUGUAUUCAGGCUGAAAACUACCUGUACUGGCACUGUUGGAUGGGUUUUCAUUAAAGUCCAUGAAAUGUAGUUCUCUGCUGCCUGAAAUAUAACAGCAGAGAACCUUCCCUGUUUGACAUAAGCCUAAAGCUGUUAAGUAAUGUGUGUAAUCUUUAGCAGCAAUAUUGUUUGGGGAUGGGGCUGCCCACAUCAUACAUUUUUGGUGAGUAACUUAAAGGAACAGUAAUGGUUAAAAAUGACUGCUGUAAUGUAACUGCCACAUUACAUACAAAUGUACUAGGUUAUAUAUCAAACCUUUUAAUCUGUCACUUUUGAAGAAAAAUUUAUGCUUGUGAUCUUUCCUGCAAGAGUUAAACUAAUACUGGAGGCUGCUUUAAAAGUUGUACCUUUUACAAAAGAAUUUCAGUUUUACUUUUUCAUUUUAAAGUAAAGGAUUGGUAUUUCAUUUUUAUUAAACUCUAGUAUGUGUCUGAGUGCGUUAAGGAUUUUAUUCCAUCAAAGAAUAAAAUUUGGCGACUUUACUGUUCCUUUAACCAUGAACUGUCAACGAGUCUUUCCUUUUUUUAAAUUGUAAUUAUGAGUGAAACUUGGUUUACAAAGUAUCAUUGCAGUGAAGCCAAAAGAACUGUGCUUUGUCACCUUUGUACCUUUAGUAGCUUGGUGAAAGAGAAUUAGCUAUUCAGGGAUUUAAACUAGAUAAUUCGAGAAAUCCAUUUGGUAAAGUUUGAAUCCACUGCGCAGGACAGGAACUGUGGUCAUUAUCUGUCAACUGAAAUAGCUAUAUGAGUUAUAUGAUGUGGUUUCUGUGAUCAAAAGCUAAAAGCUUGUUCCAAUGAGAAAAUAAAAUUUACAUUGAUUUUCAA
Molecule: messenger RNA, 2911 nt
Organism: Xenopus tropicalis (tropical clawed frog)
Lineage: Eukaryota; Metazoa; Chordata; Amphibia; Anura; Pipidae
Gene: nucks1
Product: nuclear casein kinase and cyclin-dependent kinase substrate 1
Exons: 8
Coding region: 267-1145 (292 amino acids)
Source: RefSeq, a predicted model, not a curated record